Molecule: messenger RNA, 3914 nt
Organism: Mercenaria mercenaria
Lineage: Eukaryota; Metazoa; Mollusca; Bivalvia; Venerida; Veneridae
Exons: 24
Coding region: 203-3316 (1037 amino acids)
Cellular component (GO): nucleus
Molecular function (GO): RNA binding
Source: RefSeq, a predicted model, not a curated record
GAAUCUAGCGCCACCAAAUUGUGGAGUGCCCGGAUGUAACGAAAUCUCAAUUUUGUAUUUUGUGUGUUUUAGAGCCUUAUUAAGGCCUCAUUAAGUUCAAAUGUUAUUUUUUUUUUGUUAGAAGAAAGCUUUAUGUAGAUUUCAAGGCUGUCAUAUAAAUUUACAAGCGUAUCUGCAAGCAAGUAAAUACUAAAGGUGUGACAUGAUGAGUGUUGAAGCACAUAGUAAGACGAGCAUGGAGGCAUCAAUAGAAGCCAUUGCCAAGGUCAAUGCCAUGUUAAUAGCUAAAGGAAAGCUUAAACCAUCACAGCUGAGUAGUCCUGGACAUAGAAAGAUGGGAGUGCAGAGCAAUGUUAUUACACGAGAAGUUGAGAUAAACGAUGUUCCUAUAGGUUGUAGAAACAUGCUUACACGCGGAGCUACUCAAGAGGAGAUUUCCAAGUUGAGCGGAGCGGCAGUGGCUACUAAAGGAAGAUAUAUGAGUCAUGAAGACAAAAUCAGGAACCCAAAGGAGCGUCCAUUAUACCUGAAUGUGCAGGGAACAUCUCAAGAUGCUGUCAGCUUGGCGGUUGGAAGAAUCAAUGAGAUAAUAGCCAAUGGUAUGGCCAAACAGGGACCAAGGAUGAGCAGGUUUACAACUCGAGCAACAAACCAACCUCCGCCGCGGCACCCACCGCCACCACUAAUGGGCAUCAGUAGUAGUAAUCAGAAUACAAACAUACCACUUAUGCAAGAGAACUUGUUUAUAGGACUUGAACAUGCUCCACCUAACUUCAGCGUGAAAGAUAAGGUGUUUGGACCAGGGGGGGCCUUCCUUCAACAUAUUCAGGGUGAAACAGGGGCUAAAGUAACACUGAGAGGAAAAGGGUCUGGAUUCAUUGAGCCUACUACUGGGGGAGAGGCAGCAGAACCAAUGCAUAUACUCCUACAGCAUGUGAGCUUGGUUGGACUUCAGCAGGCAAAAGAAUUAGCAACAAAUCUCAUACAGACGGUACAGGAAGAAUACGCUGCCUUUCAGCAGUCGUUUGUGUCCGUACCACCGCCAAAUAUGGGCAUACCACAGCCGUCAAUGUUGGUUCCUCCACCACAGCUUGUCAGUUUGGCACAACCUCCACCCCUGCUACCAGGUCAGCAUAUGAUGACUUCAGUGCCGCCACCACAACCGAUGCUACAGCAACCACAGCCGCAGUCGGCAUACAUGACUCCUCCACCCCAAGUGACAAUGGCUGCAUCAUUGCCAGCACCAGGUGUGGUGAUUCCACAGCUUGCAGCCACAAACCCAGCUCCUGCCAUGGCAACACAACCGCAGCCAGGUCAGCUGCUACCACCUUCCCCACAGAUACCUGUGUAUGGUCAGCCUACAAGUCUUGGACAACCAGUACAGCAGUACAUGCAGUCUUCAGCUGAACAACAGAUCAUUGGUCAGAUAGGUACCCAGCCCCAUGUAGUUGUGAGUUUGGCACCUGGACAGCAGGGAGGUCAGGUUGUGUACUCUACAGUGGCAGGACAGCCAGUACAACAGAUUCAGCAGCAGCUGGUUCCUGCAGGAAGUGUACAGAUCCAACAGCCACAGACAGGUCAGGUGUUGCAGCAGCCAGGACAAGUUAUACAGCAGGCUGGGAUCCAGCCGCAGCAACAAGUUGGACUGCAGCAACAAAUAGCAGUGCAACAACAGCAGCAGCAACAUCAACAACAACAAAUGAUGCAGCCACAGCCGACUGUGAUCUCUAGUUCCCAGCCAUACAUUCAGCAGCCAGUCUUACAGACAACAGUGCCUCAGAUUGCUGUACAAAAUCCAAAUCUUCAGCCUGCACCAGCCCCACAACCACCAUCACUUGUUCAGCCACCAGUAGCUCAGCCAGUCUCUUGGUCAGCUCAGACAGCUUCCUAUACCAGCAUUCCUGCAGGAUCAGCACCAGGAACAGUAUACACAGUGGUGCCACAGCAUACCCAGGUGCAAAAUAACACGGAGAUGAUAAUGAGUUCUCCACAGACUCAAACCUCCGUCGUGAUGACAUCUUCAAGUGCGAGUGCUGCCACGUCCACACCCUCAGGCUACGUGUAUAAGACAGGGCCAGUAGAAGAGCCCAAACGUAGAUUCACGGAGGAGAAACAAGAUGAUAAACUUCCAGAAGGUCUCCUGGGAUAUGAACACGGGCCUCCUCACUUGACCAAUCUGAUGGUACAGCCUGGUCAGACAGCACAACCCACACCCCAGCAGCAACAGCCCCAGCCCACUCAGCAGCAGCCUCAGCAGAUCACACAGACUGUAAGUGCUGACCCAGCACAACAACAGCAACAGUUACUGUAUGCACAGCAGCAAGUGCUGCCUCCACCACAGCCUGAGCUACAACAGCAGCAACAACAACAACAACUGAUCUACAGUGGACAAGUGGUACAGCAACCACAACAACAAGCACCUGUUAUGCAGCAACAACCACAACAGUUCACUGUAGUCAGUCAGCAGCAAGUGCAACAACAACAGCAGCAACAGCAAAUGUUUCAGCAACAACAACAACAGCAGUUGCAGCAACAACAACAACAACAGAUUGCACAGAUACAAGAACAAACAAGAGUGGAUGGUGAACUGCAGGUUGCAGCUGGUCAGACAACCACCCCAGGAGGAGAGCCUCUAAGUGAAGACAAGGUGUUGAUGCCCCCACCUCCACCUCCCGUUGUAAAUCCUUUGAAGAGGCAAUCACCUGGACUGUCCCAGCAGGCUGGUCAAGAACCAAGGAAAAAAUCUAAAGGUUUCCAUGAUGAAGAUGAUGAUGUAGAUAUUCCAUCAUCUAUAGCUAGUCAAGCAAAGGAGAUGAAGAAGUUUUCCUUCAACCAAUACUCUAGUACACCUCAGUUGUACAGUACACAGACCACGAACACCUACAGUCAGUAUGGGGGCGUGGCUCAGAAUGGGGGACAGUCCCCGGGGCAGGAGUAUCAACAUGAUCAACAAUAUCAGCAGCAACAACAACAACAACAACAGUAUAUACAGGAUGGUCAGAAUGCAGCUCAGCAGUAUGUAGGAAUGAGCAGUCCUCAGCAGAGUGUUUAUGGUCAAACAUACUCGCAGUACAGCAUGGCAACAUCACAAGGAUAUAGCCCAAGCAGCUUGCCACAGCAACAACAACCGCCACCCCCACCCCCUCCACAGUUUGACACUCAGAGGUCAAGGUCACCAGAUACGGGUGAUAAAACACGCGGAUUUAAUCCACAGUAUGUACCAUCAUACACCAGAGACGAAAAUAAUUUGCUACGACAACCACCACCGCCCCCGCCACCACCCUCAACAGGAAGGCCACGGGCAUACUGGCAGUGAAAAUGUCAAGGUCAUUGUGGAAAAAAUUGAUCUUGAAACAAUGUUUACAUCUUUCAAAGAAAUAUUUUCAAAAUGAAAAUAGAUUUUUUGAGCUGUGCAACAAGAAAGUUUUCAGUACUUGUCGCUGCUGGAAAACAAGUCUUGAUGGAGAUGUGGCACUGAUCAGAGGACUAACGUGGUUUUAUUACUGGUGCUGUACAUUGAACAGUUAUGAAGUGUUGUACAAUUCUAAGAUUGACAGAUUUUGCUCAGUAUAAGGUACUGAAUUAGCGGUGAGGACUAAGGUAGACUGUUUCUACUGGGCUGAUUUGUCAGGAUAUGUUCCUGUGUAGACUUUCUGAAGUUAUCUGCAGAUAGUUCUUCUUCCGAGAGUAGAGCUUGUGCUUGACUAGUCUGGUCUCUGUGUAAAGGUAGAACUAGCAGGAGGUCUGGUAUACUUGACUGAAAACUGUGCAAUUGUGUUGACAGUCUUGAAAAGUGAUUUUAAAUGGGAAUUUUCUAAAAUUUCUUUAAAAAAUCAUGUAGAUACUACAUAUAACAUGAUGUUUGUUAAUGAUAUUUUUGUCUUGUUAUUGAUAAUAAACUUUGUAAAACCUGU